This is a messenger RNA of Gracilinanus agilis (Agile Gracile Mouse Opossum), 652 nucleotides long. It is a transcript of the gene CD83, whose product is annotated as CD83 molecule. NCBI's taxonomy places the organism in Eukaryota, Metazoa, Chordata, Mammalia, Didelphimorphia, Didelphidae. The transcript is spliced from 5 exons. The record is from RefSeq and is a predicted model, not a curated record. Bases 20 to 652 code for a protein of 210 amino acids.
CAGUCCUGCUCCCCAAACCAUGAGCGUCCUCCAGCUCCUCCUCUUGAGCAGCGCUUGGUGCUUGGCGCCAGCGACUCUGAUAGUGGAGACGACUUGUUCAGGGAAUGUUUCUCUGCCCUGUACAGCCCCCUGGCACCCUCAGACUCCAUACACGACGAUCGUCUGGGAGAAGAUUAAUGCACGAGGCGGAGAACUGACCAAGAUACUGGGGGUAAACCAAAGCCUUAGUGAACAUUUCCAUUAUGAGAAAGAGAUAAAUGGCUCAUUAGAGGCCUGUCCUCCGGAAAAGUGUUCCUUGAAGAUCAGAAAUAUCACCUGCCAGAAUGCUGGGAUUUACAGAUGUACUUUGCAGGCACCAGGAGAAGAAAACAGUCCAAGUGACAUAGUUUUCCUGAAAGUGGCAGGCUGCACCAUGGAGCAUGAAGAUGACAAGUUUAAGAAAUACCGAGCUGAAGUUCUCUUACUGUUGGUUCUUGCAAUGUUCUAUGUAUUUCUCAUCGUUUUUACCUGUAAAUUUGCAAAGCUACAGAGCAUAUUUCCUGAUAUCAACAAACAAGGCAUGGAACGAACUUUCCUCCAUGUCCCCUUCCCAAAUAAGAAAAGCACUCACCAGAUGGUCCCAGCAACAGUUCAGAAGACAGACUUGGUCUGA